Messenger RNA from Suillus fuscotomentosus, 954 nucleotides. RefSeq lists its product as uncharacterized. NCBI's taxonomy places the organism in Eukaryota, Fungi, Basidiomycota, Agaricomycetes, Boletales, Suillaceae. Bases 1 to 954 code for a protein of 317 amino acids. The transcript has 3 exons. The record is from RefSeq and is a predicted model, not a curated record.
AUGUCACAGCCUCGCUCAGAUGCGCGACGGGAGACUCGUAGACCUCGCAGUAGUGUUACGAUUAAUUCAGUCUCUUCUGUUCGUCAGCGCACUCGUGCACAAACCGCUGCGUAUCUGCUUGGUAUUCGUCCAGAAUUACCCGAUAUCACUGAUACCGCAGAACAGUACCAGGCCCCCGAGCUUGAUAAAAUCGAAUUUCGAGUGCCAUUACACACUAUGGAUAGGAGCCAAUCAACCACGUAUGUGGGCAAGCUGCACUCUGAAUCAGAUGGUCGGCGAGACAUAUUUGACUCCAUCAGAGCUAUCAUGGAUGUUCCAGAACUGUACGAACACUUAGGCUGGCGAUUGUCUACCGCCCGCCACACGGAUCCCCCCCACCGGCUUUUAACUGUGCACGACAUCGACAGUGCUUUCAAAGCUGCAAGGGCGGAUAGCUCUGGGAGGCGACAUAAGAAAGUUGCCAUCGAAAUCCUCAAUAUGGAGCCCACACCCAAAGACAAACCAGCAAAACAAAGGACAGACAUACCUGCUAUAACCGAGCAGAGCCUCCUACCAUCCAACAUAUUCGUGAUCUCCAAGGGGGCCCUUGGCAGACAACAAGAAGGCCAGGCGGUGCCUCAGCCGCUGAAGAGAACGUAUGCACUUUAUUUGGAUAAUGACGAUGAAUCAAGUGACGAUGAACCGCCGCAAGAAAUCGAGGACGUUGUGACGAGUGUCCACUCUCGCUAUCCUGCCAUGAAUUUCCGUCAAUAUAUCAGUACAAUGAAAGAUCGGGGCAUUUUGUACCUGUCGACCACGGCUCAUUUCAAUUCUGGAUUCUACAAAGAAAAAAUAGGCAUGUCAGAAGGCACUGCAUAUACUUUUCAUAGUUAUGUUGAAAACACUUACAUCAAGGCAGAACAUAGGAAACGGGGAAGGAAUGGUAAAGGGAAGAAGGCGCAAGCUUCAAGUUGA